AUGGGGGCUUCAAAUUCCAGAGUGGAGGACGAUAAGGGUCUGCAGCUAUGCCGUGCCAGGAAGAAAUUCAUCAAACAAGCCCUCAACGGCAGGUGUUCCCUGGCCGCAGCCCACAUUGCCUACAUAGACGAGCUCACAAACAUUGGGACCGCGCUAAAAAAAUUUGUUGAGGCCGAUGCUCAGUCCGAGCCCCACCCUUACCCAUCCAGGAGCCCCACCCCGGGUCCACGUGCCUUGACCGAGAAGUCUGUCUCUCAUCUUUCUUCAUCCUCACGGUCCUUCUCCCAAAGUGCUGAGCCAACAAAUGUGCCUAAUACCCCCCCGGCCCUUUCGACCCCUCCCUCGAGCAACUACCACGCCCAUCACAUGAGAUUUCGGAGCCCGUUCUCGAAAAAAGUCGAGGAGAGGCCCCCCGAGCCUGUCAUGGUAUCGGUCUCGUCCAAUACUCCUCCGUAUGGAACUCCGAGGUCCGCCGGUGCGCCUGAGCCGUCUUCCUUUGGAACACCCGUCCGAGAUGAGACUGCACCGUGGGACUAUUUCGGCCUUUUUCAGCCGGUGGACGAUCAUUUUUCUUCCCAAGAGGGUCUAGUGAAUCAUAAGACGGAGGAUGAGGUUCCCGAACUAGAGGAUAGCAUGAACGAGAAGCUAUCGUCAAGCUCUUCGGAGGAUGAAUUUGACGAGCCCUCAUCAGCCACGCUUGUCCGGAGUUUCAAAAACUUGAACCGGGAGAAGGAGAAUGGCAUCAACGGCAAUUCAUCUACCGUGGUUUUGGAAAGUCGUGCCUUGGAGACCAAGUUUUCAGGAUUUGAGAGUGGUGAGGAAGUAAAAGAUGAUGGGGAUUCACCGGCCAGGUCGGCAGGGAAUAUAGAACCGGAGCCAAAUUCUGCAAAUGGGGUGAAAAAAAAUUCUCCUGAUUUGUCACCGCUGAGGGCUGCAUCGUCGAGGUUUGCGUAUUUGAAUGAUGUGAAGAUGAUGCAGAUGGAGCAGAGUCAGGUGGAGGAGAAGGUUGCGCCCAAGGACUUUGUUUUGAGCAUCAAGGAUAUCGAGCAGCUUUUUUUUAAAGCGUCUGAAUCAGGGAAAGAGGUUCAUCGGAUGCUGGAAGCGAAUAAAUUCCAUUUUCGUCCUGUUUUUCGUGGAGAACUUACCUCAUCAUUGCUAAAAUCUUGUUUCUCUUGCGGGGAUGACCCAAGCGAGGCUCAACAAGAGCCGCCACAGAACUCUGUCAAGUACUUAACUUGGCAUAGGACGACAUCGUUUCGCUCUGGUUCAUCUAGGAAUCUUCUAAGCGCAAAUUCCACCAAUGGUGCCGAUGAUCUUGCGAACAAUCUUUUUGACAACUCAUGUAUGGUCUCGGGAAGUCAUGCAUCAACCUUAGAUAGGCUAUAUGCAUGGGAGAAGAAGCUUUACGAUGAAGUUAAGUGUGGACAGGUGCUUAGGAGUCAUUUUGAUCAGAAGUGCAAGCUGCUUAGACAGCAAGAAUCAAGAGGAGAGAACACCGACAAGACUCGUGCUGUGGUCAAAGACCUACACUCGAGAAUCGGAGUCGCUAUCCACAGAAUAAACUCCAUCUCGAAAAAGAUUGAAGAAAUUCGAGACAAAGAACUUCAGCCACAACUUGAGGAGUUAAUCGAAGGAUUAAGGAAGAUGUGGGAACAGAUGCUCGAAUGCCACACACUCCAAUUCCACAUCAUCUCCAUAUCCCACUCACCCGCGGGCCCCAGGCUCACCGUGGUACAAUCGGACUCCCGAAAGCAAUUCACGUUCCUCCUCGGCAGCUCACUGAAUUCCUUCUCGUCUGCCUUUUCGAAAUGGAUCGAGGCCCAGAAGCUGUAUGUGGAGUCCAUUGAGAAGUGGCUGUUCAAAUGUGUCUCUCUACCCCAGACCACCUCUAAACGCAACAAGCGGAUGAAACCGCCGCCUUUGAGAAACCUGGGCCCGCCAAUCUACACCAUAUGUGGGGCCUGGCUUGAGGCGAUGGACAAGCUGCCGGCAAAAGGGGUGGUUGACUCGGUCAAAGACCUGGCCCACGAGGUGUCCCGCUUUCUGCCUCGUCAGGAGAAGAAUCAGAAUCAGAAUCAGGGGAAAGGUUCUGAUAGAAUGUCGUUGGGGGAUGAAGGUGUGAGCAUGCUGAGGGAGGAAGUUAGUUCGGAGGAUUGGGUGCCGGUUAUGGACCGGUUUCAGACGGGCCUGACCCGUUUCCUCGGGCAGCUGAACGAUUUUGCGGGCACGUCGGUUAAGAUGUUUGAGGACCUGCAGGAGGCGAUCAAGCAGGCCAAGAGUAACUACGAACAAUACAAGUCACAACAGGGGGUUUAA
Messenger RNA from Striga hermonthica, 2316 nucleotides. The record is from the annotation of a GenBank genome assembly. Lineage: Eukaryota; Viridiplantae; Streptophyta; Magnoliopsida; Lamiales; Orobanchaceae.